CAAAGAUGAACUUUACCUACCUACCUGACCAGGCCUCAAGAGUAGUUAAGACGUCUUUCUAUAAAAUCGGCUGAGUCUCUGCCUUUAUCUUGUUCUGGAACAUUUUUCACGCAAUAAAAGCAAUAUUAGAAAGCCGAAGAAGCCUAAAAAAUGGAAGUUAUACUAGAAAGCUGAAGAAGCUGGGAAGCAAUCAAAACCAAGACGUUCCUUCCUCCUAAUCAUCUCAUCAAGGACAUGGGCAAUAUAAUGUGGAUUGGUAUUGGUGUGAUUUUGUCAUUUGCAACAUUUGGUACAAUUGGAAUUUUAUCAACAGCUGCUUACGUGCUAACACUUUGCUGUGGGUUCUUAUUUGUCCUUGGGAAUCAUGCUUUUCAAAGAUCACAAAUUGAACUCAGUCGGCAUGAUCCACCAUUAAUGCUAAGAGAGGAUCCUCACAGGGGAAUACUUAAAGCCUUUGAGUGUUUAGAACAGGCACAGCAAUCAUUCAAAUAUGACAAGCGUUUAACAGGCUCAAGCUCUUUGGAUGCUGCUUUACAAGAGGUGCUUGAAUAUUUCCUUCGUGAUUAUGUUGAAUACUGGUACAAUACAAUCAGUGAUCAUGAAGCUUUUUUGUAUCACUUGCGGCAAGUUAUUCAAAGAGGGAUAAUUACAUUUGCUAGCAGGUCAAAAGACCUGCAAUGGGUGAAUUAUUUAACAACAAGACUGGUAGAUGACUUUGCAAAUCAUUUGAAAAUAUUUCGAAUAACUAAAGACAGAAUAGCUAAGAAAGCUGAGGAAGAAAGGGGUCAAGGCACGCUAGAUGACUCAAAUGCUCAAGUUGAAGCAGACUUGGAGAAAAUUUUCUUCCAGGUUGAAAGGGAAAUAGAGAAGGGAAGGUCUAGGGAGGGCGUAUGUAUGGAUGAUGAGAAAGAAAGAGGAUACCUACAAGAUAUAUCAGAAGUGUUGCUGUACCUUCUUCUCCCCGAAGAGGACUUUGAAAACAAAAACAUUAGAUAUUUUUUAAGGGAGAUUAUUGCUGUAAAAGUGAUUCUUCCAACUGCUGAAAUGGUUUGUGAUCCUGAUUACAUAAAUCAAACCAUUUCUUGGUUUUGUGCCAAGGAGGCAGCCUGGACAGUUGAACAUUUCCUCACGACAAUAAAGAUGUGUGACGAUUUGGAAGAUUUAGAAGAAACAAAGAAGAAAGUAGAUAUAGAAAUUGCCAAGCUACGGUCAUUAGAUUCUGAGACAUUUGGAUCCAACGAUUCAGAGGUGAAUAUCAAAAAGAGGCUUGGGAGUCUUAUGUAUGUCCGCAAGCUCUGUGUGUCUCAGAUACGACGGGUGAAAGCUGGAGAAAUAGGACAACAGCCAUUUUUGGAGCCCGAACCGGAGCCUGGGCCAGAACUACUCAAUUUGAUAGGCACAAAGAGGGUGCCCAAGCUGUCAAUUAAAACCAUCCUAGAAGACAAUACCGCCCUGUCAUAUUUUAUUGAAUACAUGGGUGGACACAAUGCAGAGCAUUAUGUUUUCUUCUAUUUGACUGUCGAGGGAUUCCGAGCCACUGCCGAGCAACAGUUGUCGAUAUUUGCAGAGGAAACAGUCAGAGCUCAAGAAAUUGGUUCACAAAAUCGAGCUGAUUUGGACUUUGAGCAACUACGAGGGGCAGCUGCAAAUAUUUAUGAAGAGUAUAUAUCUCCAAAGGCUUCCCCAAGAAUUGUUCUCGAAGAUCAGCAGGUACGAAAAAUUGUCAAAGAUAUCAGGAGCCUGGAACCUAGUGGGGCAUACUUUGACUCAGCUCAGAUGCAGGUGUUCAAGAUAUUAUCAAGUCAAAAAUACUACGGAGCAUUUCUUAACAGCACUGCAUAUAUCAAAUGCCUAAUGGAUAUGGAUCUCAUCAAAGACAAAUCAGAUGAUGGAAACGAGUCUCCCUACACAGAAGAUGACGUUGCCAGCACGAUGAGCACGGAUUCUGAAGUGGGGAAAGAGAGGGUGUUAGAUACAAAACCUGCUACUGAACCAAGUCCUGAGCAGCUCUGGACACCCGACAGUGAAGUUAGAUAUUCUGCAUCAAUCACAAGAGCAGGAAUUUGCAAGGAAAAGAACAAAUCUUAUGGUGUGUACUCCAUUCAGGUUUGCAAAACGGACGCGGCGGCCUCAACCAACUGGAUUGUGUGUCGAAGAUACAGUGAUUUCCACGACUUACAUAUGAAGCUGCGCGAAAAGUUUUCUUCGCUAUCGUCUUUGACUUUGCCCGGCAAAAAAACAUUUGGAAACAUGGAUCGAAAUUUUAUUGAAAAAAGAAAGCAAGCUCUUGAGGAUUACUUGUUGUAUUUGCUGUCCACUGAGAUACUUACUGAAAAUCGAGGGCUGUAUGAGCUUGUGAUUGGAUUUCUUGAGCCUGGUGAAUAUUACAAAGGAAAAAGCGCUAUAUCUAGAAAAAUAGAUCAUAUUGCUCAGCCCAUCAAAGCUUCUGUUAAAGCUGCCACAAAAUCAAACAAACCAAGGCCAGAAGUAUUGUCUAGACCUAAUAAUGACCUGGUUGAUAGUAUUAAAGGGAAGGCAAGCAAGAACAGCGAAGAAAAUCUUUUUAUUGGAAAGCUUUCAGAAUCACUUGAUGCUGAGGACGAGGACAAUAUCCCUCUGCGAAUUCUACUACUGCUAAUGGAUGAAAUAUUUGACCUUAAAGAUAGAAAUCAAUGGAUAAGGAGAAGAAUUGUUGUUAUCUUGAAGCAAAUAAUCAAAACGACGUAUGGUGACCGAAUAAAUAGAAAAAUUGUAGAAAAUGUGGAUUACUUAACAAGUUCCGAACAGAUAGUCGAAUAUGUAAAGACGUUUAGGGAUUCGUUUUGGCCUGGUGGUAUUUUGGCAGAACCGUAUCCUAUCAGGCCUUAUGAUGUGUGCAGAAGAAUGCGCAUGGUAACCAAAGCCAAGAUGUUUGGUAGCAUUCCAGAUGACCUGAAAAGAUUUCUAGGAACAGAGGUCACUAGAGAAGGUGUUGGAAGGAUGUUUGACAUGUUCCAGCAUCUCAACUUGAACAAAAGACUCUUCUAUGUACAAUUUGAGUCAUUACUAGAGUCCUUGUUCCCUGAAAACAAAUUCUCAGAUAUUUUCAAGAAGAUCCAUUCAAGAUCAGAUGGAAUUUCAGCUACAUGCUAA
Messenger RNA from Rhopilema esculentum, 3132 nucleotides. RefSeq names its product sorting nexin-13. Gene Ontology annotation, molecular function: phosphatidylinositol binding. The record is from RefSeq and is a predicted model, not a curated record. NCBI's taxonomy places the organism in Eukaryota, Metazoa, Cnidaria, Scyphozoa, Rhizostomeae, Rhizostomatidae. Gene Ontology annotation, cellular component: early endosome.